Messenger RNA from Hippocampus zosterae (dwarf seahorse), 8018 nucleotides. Its product is annotated as cilia- and flagella-associated protein 54-like. The transcript has 56 exons. Bases 282 to 7727 code for a protein of 2481 amino acids. NCBI's taxonomy places the organism in Eukaryota, Metazoa, Chordata, Actinopteri, Syngnathiformes, Syngnathidae. The record is from RefSeq and is a predicted model, not a curated record. Gene Ontology annotation, biological process: cilium assembly.
GUCACAUUAGGCUGUGCAGUUUUUGUCAACAUUCCAUUCUGUUGCCAAUGGCUUGCCGGUUGACACCGAUAAUAUUGCAAAGCUGUUACCAUCACAUUGCAAACAAACUAACGUGUCUAAAUACACGUCACGUACUGUAUUCACAAUACUGCAUCACGACUGUAGUUUUUAUCUCAACAAAUGCAACUGCGACGUAAAACGUUUUAAAAUUCCGACUUUCUUUGAUGACUUUAACGCAUCACUGACAAGUGUCCGACUUUGCUUUGUUUAGCGUCGUUACCAUGGUGAUCUCCCGCCUGCCCGUCCCACGCUUGUUGAUGAACAAAAAUACUAUUAUGGCCUCGAUGGAUUUACCGGCGACCUAUUAUGGCAAAAUUGACAAAAGAAACCCGGUCAUUGUGUCUUUUGAGCGAGACAUUAACUCGUUUAUGACAGUAAUGAAACGAGUGGCGUCCUCCACCUGCCAGGACAACGUGUCUUAUGCCAAAGGGGUUACACUGCUGGCUGAGAUCUGGCGAAACUUCAAACCACGUCUGCCUUUUAAAUUGUACCAGGAGCGCAUGCUCCAGAUUGGAGAUUUUCUCACCGGAUUAAAGUUAUACCAGACGGCUCUGUCGCAAGGCUACAGUCUGCACCUGCUUCAGUUCUGCUCAACGAGUAUAACCGACAUUAAAGAUGUGGAACACUUCUUGAAGUGCUUCUUUCCUGAAGGUUUUGACACAGACCAAGAUGUCUUCAUCAUGAAGGUCCGUUCAAUGCUGGGCUGUGCACUGUGCAUAUUUGAGCUGGAGAAAAGGCCCAUGGUCCUCAGCCAGAAGGGGCUUUUGAAACUGCUGCAUGUGCUGAACUUUGUUAGGAUAAUGAUGCAGGCGUUUCACCAGAGCAAGCACCUCUGCUGGAUAAUUUACAACGGUACGUUGCAGAUCUUCAAAAUGUGUAACUACCUGAUGGCACUGAAUCACAGUCCAAAGGCAAUGGAGUAUCUUCUUUGGGCAAGCCUCACUUUGGAGUCAAACAUGCCCAUCAUGACUGUGAAACAUCUGCCGUGGCUUGUCAAACUCUACUGUACUGCCUGUCAUUGUUACUAUGACAACCAGGCUUCUCUACAGGCAGAGGAAUUUGCCCGGCGAGCUCUUGGAAAAAUCAAUGACCUUGCAGAGCAGGAGAAGGAGAAGGAGUGUGGUGGUCCCGCAAACAAAGAGACUCAAAUGGCCUUCAGAGAAGCCUCCAUCAAGCUGGCUGUCAUGAUGUUCAAGCGGGCUGUGUUUGAGACCCGGAGGAAACCCAAACACAUGAUAACAAUCAAGAGCAAAACCACUCCCAAAGACUUUCCAAAUAUACCGUGGCCACGUAAUGCCACAGAGCGAAUGCUGAUGGGCCUUUUUGACAGCAGCGCAUCACAGUUUUUGGGCAUCUGCGAAGCACUUUGGGACAGCUCCAUGCGCCCGUUGCAGACGAAACUGCCGGAAGAACUCGAGCUACAGGAAGUGGUCCUGGAGCUCUUUGCCUCUGGUAUCAGUAUAUUAUCUGGAGUGGCUAGCACCAGUGACCAGAAACGUCAAGAACAUGCUUGUGUUCCUCUAAGUGCGCUGUCCACAACAUCAACUCUGAUGGAAUUAGCUAUUGCAGGAGAACACAAAGUGCCCGUCACGACCGCCGUCAGGUUCAUCAAGUUGAUGAUUCAAUACAAGCAACCGGAUGUUUUUGUUGAACAUUCACGACUGAUGCUGGAUAUUUUAUCCGUUGUGGAAGGUCCCGUGUUCAGGAAGGCAGAAUACGAGCUCGCCUUGAUCACUGGUUUCCUCACUCUGAAGUCCUCCCACCGAAGGCGUCUUAGAGAGGACGUCGGUAGUAGAAACAAAUACAGAGGAUCCCUCGAUAGCAUCCUUGGCUUGACGGAGACUCUGCACAAGGCAGUUUGUGAUUCCGUCCCCGAGGCGCAGCCAGAUGUGGAACUAGUUUGGGAUGUUUUGCUCUUUCUCUGGGGGAAGCUGAAGCUGGUGAUUCAGAUGGAUCAGAUGAAAAACCCCGACUAUACACAGGACCACGACAAGUGGGCGUGGUGCCUUUCCAUGCAGUGCGAAGUGGCCUUUGCGUGUGACCUUGCGACGGUCGACUGCAUCAAGACGGCAGAGAUGAUCCACAGCUUGGUCUUACUGCUCGAGAGCGCGGCCGAUCGCAUUACGCAGACUCCGCCUAAGGUCAAAGUUGGUCAUGAAAAGAAAUACUGCUUCACUCUGCUUAAGGGUUCACAAGUAGAGCUUCUUCAAAAAGUGCGGACGGUGGUUGAGAAGGGUUUUAAGGCUCUGGUCAAGCGUGUGAUCACACUGAUGCCCCACGAUGGGACCGCUCCCCCCGACAUUACUUACCUGCUGAGGGACGAUGGAAACGGACAGAGUGAAAUAAGUGAGAAGGAAAAGGAAGAAAUCGAGUCAGAUGCGAGAAGGGAUCGGUCCACGCCGUCUACGCAUACGUCCAUGCUUGCGAUAGACAUUCUUCUUGAACUGGACAUCAUCUACCACCGGGCGUCUCUCAAGUUAAUGCAGUUAAAUGCAGUGACGGAAUCGGAUCUCUUGGACAAGAUCAAGAAGAACAAAGUGUCCAAAGCCCUUUUCCUGAUCCAGAAGUCUUUGCUGCUGUAUGAUGGAAGCAAGGCAAAUGAGUCGAGUGUCACCAGGAGUCUUCUCGAGGAAGCCUGUAUUUUAAUCGAGAAGGCGGCGGUAGAAGAGAGAAAAUUGUACAUCGCCAACAGUCCAAAGUUAUCACUUGAAAAAAAAGGCAAAUUGCUGAAGGACGAGAAGGAAAUCCCUCCACCUCGUCCUGUCUUAAUCUCACGUACCAACCGCUCCUUAACCUUUGCGCCCGCACCCUACCACAUGGAGGGGCAAGUGUGCUGGUACCAACUGUGCGGACGUGCAGCCGAGGGCAUGGACCUGAAAGUCCGCCUCGGAGACUUCAGCCUGGCGGGAACUGGAAAUUUGGUACCAGCAGUCUGUGGUGAAUGGCAGCUGAAGGCGGAGAAGUUGGAACCCAACCAGAAGUACGUUUUUGCCAUCGCAGCAUACACCAGCCAAGGGAAGUUACUAGGCAACGCCAUUGGGGCCACGACCUUCCCACUGAUGACUUCCAUGCCGCAGUCGCUGCUUUCCUCGUGGGCUCACUUGGCACAGGUGGCAUUUCAAACCAAACAAUUUGACAUUGCAAAGAAAGCAUGCAAGGAAUUAUGGAACCAUUUUACCCUUCCUUACAGCGGGCCCAAAAAAAUACAAGACAGAAUUGCCUCAACAUCGCUGCACAUGAAGUAUCUGCAGUGCUCGUCGCCACUCCUGUGUCAGCUCUUCCUCACGUCCAUCUUCAUCGAGACGGACAUCAACAUUCAGCAGCAAUCGCUCCUCUGCGACUCGCGCAGCUUCUGUGGGCUCUUUGUAUGGAAACAGGAAGCCAGACUUGUCGAAUGUGAGCGAUUGAUGGUCGCCAUGGACUUGGCCAUGUGGUUAAAUGACAGCAGUUCGGCCGUUCAAGCUGUAAUCAGCUGCUAUGGCCUCUUGGUUCCGUUCAUCUUCCAUCAGAUCCCUUGCGAUCCCGCAGUCAAGUUGCUGACCAAAUGUUUGAACGUGCUGAGGGACAAUGAAGCUCACCUCAAACAAAAGUGGUCCAAGAACACAGUGGAGAUGCUGAUGCACAUGAUUGCCUGCAUCACCAACUAUCUGUCCAAGGCAUUGCGUGCACAGAAGGACUACCAGAAAGCCUCGCAGGUGAUAGACUGUGGUCAUGUUCUUCUCCAAGACGUCUUUGAUGCCCAGGAGCGCUUCAUUAGACUUGCUUGCAAACGUGUGUCGUCAAAGUCGGAAGAUCCUGCUGCGGUGAAGAAAGAAAUGAGAAAAUGUGUCCAAUUGAAGGUCCUGUUUGGGAAGUUCAAGGAGGUCAUCAGAGCUCAACCAGAUCCCGACGCGGUGAUUGAGAGCUCGCCCUCACUGAGUGGUUCUGAGGACAUCGCCACACUGCGCGAGCGGAUCUUCACGAGCACGCUGCCGCAUGCCUAUCGGAUUGUGAUGCAGCUCGGCAGCCAUUCAAAUUUCUUGGAGAUUUCGGCGCUCUUGCUUCAGCGAGCCUUAGAGGAAGGACACCUCGAUCUUGUUUUACAAUGGGGUCAAACCAUAUUUCGAUUUCUCGCCAGGAGGGAUGACGAAAUGGUCGUGUCCGCCAAAUGUUCAGAGAGAAACGCUCAAAGUGAGAAAGAAGCUAAUGAGACUGCUGCGACGGAAGGUCAAACAUCACAGAAGACAACGAAAAAGACUCCAAAGAAACGGAAGAAGCUGAGACGCGGAGCACUUCUGACAGCGAGAACUGUCAGGGAGAUGAAGGCUGUAGAGAGGCUGCUGUCCUCGAUGAAUACCGUCGUGGAACGACACUCCAGGCGGCUCCAGCUGAGAAGGAGGUGCUCCGAGGAAAGAGUGUGGAGGUCCCAGAUCAAUUACAACCUCGCUCAGGCGCAUCUGACACUCUUCGAACAGGACUUGCACCCUUUGCAUGGAGGAUCUCUGCAGGCCAGGUACAGCCACUUAAAUCUCUCAAUCUUCUUUCUGGCCAACUCUGGGGUCCUGCUCAAGAGGAACUUAGAGGAGCAGCAAGCCACCGUAUGCGAAGUCAGUACAGAGAGACGCUUGUCGCAUUCGGAUCUGUCGGAUGAAGCUUCGAGCAAAGACUGUGAUAAAAACGAGGAUAGCUGUGACAGUGUGGAGAGUUGCGAGGAGGUGGAAGAGCCCCCUCAAAAGCCAGAGGUGCCAAAAACCGUGCCCUUGGAGUCACUGGAGAAAGCCGCUUUACAUCUGCGCAGGGCCAUGGUGCUUGCCCACCGUGGCGGUCAUUGGACCAACUUGCAGAAGGUCUGUCACAGUGUGUGGGAAGAAAGCAACAGACUUACUGCGUUACAUCAGACAGCGUCUCGGCUUCAACCGCCCUUCCUGGUUACAUCACGAGAGUUGCACAACACCUUCACCCCUCUAUUAAUACUCGCAACAGAUCUUAUCAUGGACAUGCUAAGCAGACUGGGACUAUGGCGUUUGUACGACAGCGUGACUGAGGAGGAACAAGAGUUCAGUCUCUGCUUCUCAGCUCCGCUGGAUGACUGCACCCAAGUGGACAUGCGUUUUGUGCACGCUUUAGUCUUGCGCACUCUGGAGCUGCUCCAUGACAGCGGCAAAUGGGAGCGCCUGGCACACUUUGCCCUGAUCUUCAACUCAUGCACCCGCGAACGAUAUGCCUUGACAGUGACUCCCCUGUUGGUCCUCGCCCAGAGGAAGCUCCUUGAAAGGAUUCGUGCGAAUGGAGGGUCAAAGGUCCCGCAGCCGCACCAUGUCAAGACUCGGUGGACCACUGGCAAGGAGGUAACGUACAAGACUUACGCAGGGUGUCAGCUGUUCAGUGGGUGGAUCCGUCAUUGCGCCAACAAGUCAUCAAGCUCUGUGGCCAAAUUCUCGCCGAAUGAAGAAACCGAACUCAGAGAGGCGGAAAUCAAGCGCUCCCAGUCUCUUGUGUGUGUUCCUCUGGAUGUGGCCAACACACUGUACUAUUACCGUCAAGCUAUUGAGAGGAUACCGCAUUGCCUUCAAGUGUUCCGCUAUAGCAGAUCGCUACUGCUGCUGCUACUGGCCAAUACGCAGCCGGGUUUUGAAAGCGAGCAGUGCUGCGAGAACACAUCAGACUUGAUUGACUUCAAUCCCAUACUGAUCACCACACCAAACAUCCAGCCUUGGGACCUGAUUAAUAAAGACCACAUUACUCCGGAUACUCUCUACAAUCUCCCGGUCAGCUCUGACUACAUGCCCAGAAUCAUCUCGACGUACUUGGCUUCCACAAAAUAUAUCCAGACCAACAGCCAAGAAUCCCUCAGCGUGUUUGUUCUGCAUGAAAUGGGAAACCUGUAUUUCUACGACUCAAACGCACGGUUGGCACACUCUUACUGGAGUAAAGCUGUUGAUACCGCCUUACACAGCCCAGCUGUGAUAGAUAAAUGGGACUGGGUGUCGUUUGGAGGCGGCACCCUGCAACAAACUCUGAGACAGGCCGGCCUUUGGGGGUGUCUGCAGGCCGCCGUGAUCACUGCUAAAAUUGCUCAGUAUAUUCUAACUUCAGAUAUCAGCCAGAGGACCAAGUGCUGUCUCUUGUCAGCUCACCUUUUCAAGUGCGUGCUGUGCUGCUCCCUGGCUCAUCCCCUGGAUGACCUCCGCUAUGCUUCAUACAGCAUCGGCGAUGAACUCCUCCCCGGAGUGGAUCUUUUCUCCGAACCCCACAGGGCCGAUCUCGCCGCCACUGUCGCCAGCCUGAACUUCAUUUGCCAAUGGCUGUUCAUCGCGGGCUACCACAAAACGCUCCUACCCAUGCUGGCGCUUUAUCAGCAUUUUGUGGGGACAGUAUGUCGAGAUGUUCAACGGAAUGUUGAAAGCAGGAUACUUAAGGUACGCGCGCUCACCGAACUGUGCUACUUCUCUGAGGCCAUAAAGGAGACAGAGCAGCUCUCAAGAGGGGCAGGGAUUCUUCUCCCUAACGGCCGCUACAUCGUUCGUGAGUCUCGCCAACAGUCAAAGACGAUGUUUUGGAACAACAAGUCCCUCCUGGACAAUGUCCAGGCUUUAGAGGCACUUGUGAGCUGCGAGCUUUCUCCUGAGGUCAGCAUGCUUUACGGAUCCACGUUGGGUUUUCGAUUUAACCUUGCGCGUGUUCAACUCACCCUCGCCCUCAGUGGCACUGUAGCUGGUCCUCCUGAGCCAGUGACUGAUUAUGAAGUGGACCCAGAAGAACAGGAGCAAGUCCCAAUGGACACUGAGGAGUCGGACCAACAGGAGGAAAAGCCAAAAGGGAGCGGAUUUGCUUCUCAGCAGAACCUCACUCUUGAAAAGAUUAAGUACCUACUGCUAGAAGCAGCUACCAUCUUUUUGGACUUGAUAUUGGAGAAACUCCCAUGUCCUUCCUACAGUGAAAUUGAGAACAUGGAAUUGAAACUCGAGGCGAAUCUUCUGAAGGCCAACCUCUACCUGCAGCAAGGACGCGUUGCGCAAAGUUCGGACAUGGCAGUUUCGUCACUGAUGCUGCUGCAGGACUUUAAAGAAUCCAUACCGGAUCAUAAGAAAACAACUUCUGAGCUUCCAUUUACUGAGACUGAACAGGGAACUGAACACUGUACGCACCACGAGGACUGCUCCAGAGCAGUUGAGGCCAGUGAGAGGGUUGGAGGGGCUCUGUGGUUACGUUGCCGCGUGGCACUGCUCCGUUGUGUUCUUGUACAAGCUUCCGAUGUCACGGUUCCUAAUCCAGGUAAGCUUCACGAGAGGGCAGCUCAGGUGUUAAAGCAGAGCCUGCAGGAUUGUGCUCUAUUGGGAGAUGUCGACACGCAAGCUCUUUUGCUGGUUGAAGGCUCACAAUUAAAAUCACGAAGAAGCAGGGGAGACGAUGGCGUGUCACUCUUGCAGGAAGCAGUGAGCCUUCUGUCAGGACGGCCUCGCAUGCCACCGGGAUCCAGCGUGACCCUGAUUAGAGCCACUUUACGUCUUAGUAGCAUAAAAAGCACACAAAGCAAACUUCUAAAUCUGACUCAUAAACUUUUACAAAAACAGCUAUGCGAGUUUGGUGAGAAUGUUAUAUUGGAUGAUGGAAAAGUUUCUAUUCCUCCUCCUGGACCCAGAAACAUUUACCUCCCUUACCUGCAAAUGUUAGAUCAAACAACUUAGUAAAAAUCGUUAUAUUUUGGAUUGUGGUGCAGUGAAGAAGCCAUUCCAGUGCGCCCGGGAAUAUUUGGAUGCGUAGAACCACCAAGCCAUUUAUUGAAUUAAUUUUAAAAAUUAGAAUAGGAUUUAUGUAAAUAAGAUGUUAGAUGUCUAAUAAAAAAAAUAAUGAGCGGUGUUAUUUUAUUCUGCCUUCUUCUUGUUAUAAAACACAAUUUUACAUUGUUUUAAUUGCCAUUUUUUGGGAUACAUUUGUUUUUAACAUUAUCGUCCAUUAUAAAAAGCAAAUAUGGCCUU